AUGACCUCACAAUUUGCUGCAGAGCUAUGCGAGCUUCUUGUAGAAGAGAACUUUGGGGAGCUGUUCGGGCGGAUCUUCGCGACACUUUCGCGUUAUGAUCGCCUCAACCUGCCUCGCCUCAAGGCUUACUCUGAACUUCCCAAUCGCCAGCUUCUACCCGCACUCGCUGCUAUGAUUCAGCAGCAUCUUGUCUACCAUUACACGUCCUACGAUGAUGGCGUUACGUAUUACGAAGCUAAUAUGCAGUCUGCAUACUACCUCGUCCGUUCUGGAAAAAUCCUGGAGUUUGUGGAGGAACGACUGGGCAAGUAUGCGGCGACCGUCCUUUCGACCAUCAUGUAUCUCGGACACGCCCAAGUGAGCUACCUGGAGACUUUGCCGGAACUGACAUCCGAGGCGGUCAAAGCCAACGGUGUGCCUGAAGAGCAUGGCGAACAUGAGGAAGACGAAGAACAGUCGAAUGGACUCAAUGGCGAACACUCCAAUGAACAGCCUGAGCUUCUUCACCCGACAUUGAAAGCCCUAGCUGCCCAUGGUUAUAUCAUCCGUGUUAGGGAGGCACAAUUCCAGAGCCAUGCAGACAAUAUCCUCGACGCAGAACGAGCCAUAAGGUCAAAACCAGAAAUGAAGGCACUGAAGGGCAAGAGGCUAGAAGAGGCAGUCAUAGAAGGAACGCUCGGUUUGCUCAAGGAGAGAACGGACGGGGAUCUGACACGUGGACUAAUAGUCCACGGGGUUCCCAGAGGCGCAAAGCGCAAACACAGUUCUCGGAGGGCUGACGAGCCCAACAAAAAAUGCCGAACUGAUUUUGCCAGCGUCGAUGAAAAUGAUGAGCAUGAUGAGGAAGAGGAGAAUGAAUGGUCUGAUGACGAAAUGGGCUACGAUACCACUCCAAUGGAGGUGAGUGCGCGAGAAUUGUAUGCCACCGUAUCUGAACGGGAGACUGAGCAGGGUGUGUCGCCAGCAACAGCCAAAGUAUAUGAAUGCUUACUUCGACGCAUUGAGUACCAGACCCACCAGUGCCGAGACACUGCCGAGAUACCUCGCGAAGGAGAAGAAGGAGAGCAGUACUCUGUGCCGAUAGCACUCAGUGCAUUAGCUGAAGACGUCAAUCCACAGCUUGACCUUUCUAGUUCUACGGGUCCGAUGGAUAGCUCGCAGCCAGAUGGCAGGCGUGGGAAACGGCCCUGGGACGGUGAUGUUGAGGGAACAAAUCACGAAGAGGCGAAUGGACUGUCUUCUGGCGGUAGUGGCGGUAAUCGUACUUUUGAGAUUGAUCAACACCUUUCUCUUUUGGCGCAGCCACCACACAACCUCACGUCUAAACGCAUGGUGUCGGGCCUCAUUACGUGGACAGUAGAGUUCCGUCAUCUGGCGCGAAAGCUCCGGCACCUCGAACUGGAGCGGAUGAUCGAGGCUCGGUACGGCGAUGUUGCGUUGCGGGUGGUCCGAGUUCUCCAUGCCAAGGGCAAGCUAGACGAGAAGCGACUCCAGGAAAUCAGUCUGCUCCCCUUCAAGGACCUGCGGCAGGUCCUUGCGAGCAUGCAAGCAGGCGGAUUCGUGGACCUGCAGGAAGUACCACGGGACGCUCAGCGCCAGCCAUCGCGCACAAUCUACCUCUGGUACUACGACCCUGACCGCAUUUGCAACAGUGUGUUGCAGGACACGUACAAGGCCAUGUCACGGUGUCUGCAGCGUCUGAGGUUCGAGCGUAGCCGGAUAAAGGAUUUCUUGGAGAAGACGGAGCGGAGUGAUGUCAAGGGCAACGAGCAGCGGUUUUUAUCUGAACCCGAAUUGGUGCUUCUAGAGCAGUGGAGGGCCAAAGAGGCGUUGUUAUUAGGCGAGGUGGCGCGGCUGGAUGAGAUGGUUGCUGUAAUGCGAGACUAUUAA
Molecule: messenger RNA, 1890 nt
Organism: Aspergillus fumigatus Af293
Lineage: Eukaryota; Fungi; Ascomycota; Eurotiomycetes; Eurotiales; Aspergillaceae
Source: RefSeq, a predicted model, not a curated record